Molecule: messenger RNA, 4397 nt
Organism: Sinocyclocheilus grahami
Lineage: Eukaryota; Metazoa; Chordata; Actinopteri; Cypriniformes; Cyprinidae
Gene: elk1
Product: ETS transcription factor ELK1
Exons: 9
Coding region: 674-2227 (517 amino acids)
Biological process (GO): cell differentiation; regulation of transcription by RNA polymerase II
Cellular component (GO): nucleus
Molecular function (GO): DNA-binding transcription factor activity, RNA polymerase II-specific; sequence-specific DNA binding
Source: RefSeq, a predicted model, not a curated record
ACGUGAUGCCUGUGCGGUGACGUCACGGCCGCACUCGCGGACCAAAGAGGUGGAAAAAAAACAAAACAAGUAGUCGUAGUCGAUGCGUUCGUGGAAACAGGAAGCAAAGCGGGGGAAAGCCAAGCAGAGGUUGUUGUUACAACAAAAAUUAAGAAGGGAGCGCUCUGUCUUUUCCCUCCCAGCUAUUUUGAGCUCUUUAAACUAACAGUGCAGCCGCGGACUUUCAGUCCGUUGCUUGGACACCGCUGAAGGAGAGAAGCUCGCGCGCUUCGCGGACCAACGGCUACCUGAUCAGGGGUGUCGGUUUAUUUGCCCUCCCUCACCGUCCACCACACUGGAAUUAACCCCACUUUACUGAUACCGUAUUAUUUUAAAGGCAGGGCGUGCCAUUCCACCUUUUAAACGCGGCCCUGGUCGUUUUACUGGAGUGUUUUGGCGUUUGAAGAAGUCUUCAGUCUGUCUGACAGGAACGGUGCAAGCGCAGGCAGCCUGAGCUAACGCGAGCUAGCGACUUAGCUGCUAAUGUCAACUAACAUGGAGGGAGAGGUGCAUGUGUUACAUAACAACCAAACGCAAUUAAACCACCGACUUUUGACACCCAGCAAGCACAGCUAUGGACGUGAAUUAAUCUCCAAAGAAUAAAACGGCCCAUAAACACAUUUAUUUGGCAGAGAUGGAGUCGAACCCGCUGAUCAGCGCAAUGGAUCCGUCCAUUACAUUGUGGCAGUUCCUGCUACACCUGCUGGAUGAUCAGAGUCAGAAGCAUUUGAUCUCCUGGACAUCUGGGGAUGGAGAGUUCAAACUGCUGGAUGCCGAGGAGGUGGCCAGACUCUGGGGGCUGCGCAAGAACAAAACCAACAUGAACUAUGAUAAACUGAGCAGGGCACUUCGUUACUACUAUGACAAGAAUAUUAUUAAGAAAGUUAGCGGCCAGAAGUUUGUCUACAAGUUUGUGACCUUUCCGGAUCCCAACUCUGCUGAUGGGCUGAAAGGGCCUGAGGAUUCCCAGAGGGCCGCUACAGGGGAGAAAUUGGAGCUUUCCAUUCAGACCAAAUCUAACACCACCAACCCGUGUCUCUCCAAGAGCCUGCAGGUUCAGCGCUCCUCUCUUAGCUCAGUGCAACGCAGCUCCCGCAACGAUUACAUGAAGUCUGGUCUCUACUCCACUUUCACUAUCCAGUCCCUGCAGACGCCCUACAAAACCACAUCCAAAUUCAUCAAAACAGAGCACGUCCUGAGUGACUGCAGCCCCAAUCCUGCCCCUCUGGACUGCACAGUGCAUGAGAUGCGAAUGUGUCAGACAGAAGGACAGCAGGGAACUGUUCAGGCCCAUUCGACUGUAGAGAGCAGCAGUCUGCAGGUGAUAGUGACCCACCCGUCCCCAUGUGCUACUCCCGCCCUCAGCCCACAGACGCCCUCUGGAUCUGCCACGGCAACCAUGAAUACUCAAGCACAGAAGAGCCAGAGUUUGGGUGACCCACCCCAGAUCUACCUGUCUGAUCCCAGCUCUCUGACCUCGCUCAUUCCUCUAGCUCAUGGAGAAUGUGUAGUCAACCAUUCUCAGCCUGUGUUUGUGGUCAUAAAGCCUUCGCCAGUCGGGCUGCCCAAAGAGUCCAGCCUCCCGCCUGAAGACGACUUGCUGGAGAUUGUCCAUUUGGAUGACAAAACAGAUGUUGAGCCAGUGUCCACAGUGCCUGUUCCUAGAGUUACAGAUGCCCCUAUCCCUGUGGAUGCUCCAUCACCCUGUGUGGAGCCAGUAUCCCAGCCGGUUGGAGAAGGGGAAGUGAAAGAGAAGCCUGAGCUACCCGAGGACACCAAUACUGCAUCAGCCUCCCUCCCAGCAAGCACGCAGGAAGUACAGCCUCCUAAAUCAAAGAAGCCCCGAGUGCUGGAACUGCCAUCUUCGUCUACGCUGCUGCCCCCUGGACUCUCGCUGGAUAAGGUCAAUGCAGCAGUGAACAGCCUGCUGGCCUCUGGCAGUGCCACAAACACCUUAACACCCACAGUCAUCACCUCCCAUGCCCUGACUCCAGUGGUGUUGACACCGAGUCCGCUGCCAUCAACCAUUCACUUCUGGAGCACUCUCAGUCCAAUCGCUCCACGCAGCCCUGCCAAGCUCUCCUUUCAGUUCCCCUCCAACGGAAGCAAUCAGAUCCAGAUCCCAGCACUGAGCGUGGACGGCCUUUCCACACCUGUCGUUCUCUCCCCUGGACCACAGAAACCAUAGCUUGAGAUUUAAUUCCCUUAUCUCCUGCUGUGGUGAUUGGCUCCCUCCCCAGCCAAUGAAGCGCUGAGGAUGGCCAAUGAAAGAUGGGACACUCCUUAUCAAGUUCUGCUGUGAGUUGGGUGGGGCUUCUGCGCCAAUGUUGACUCGGGAGGAGUGCGCUCUCAGCCGGCCUUCACGAUUGGUUGAAAGAGCGGCCCGAUUCUGGGCUUGAUGGUGGCAUUUCAUAGACUAUUUGCUCUUUUGAUUUUCCUUUGCCUUUUAUAUGAUCAUCAUGGACGGUUAUUUAUUUAUUUCUGAUGUUUCUUGGUGCAUCGUGAGAUGCAUAUACCAGAAUGCUCAUGUGAACUCGGAGAUCUCAAUUUUAUUUUUGAUUUCUCACCGUAACAUUAUGAGUUAUGGACCAGACGAGGUAUCCUUUGAUUGAAUCAAGGCAUAAAAUGCCAUUUACUUCACAGAUGGAGCAUAGCUUUCUUAAAAACUUCUUUAAAAACUUUCUUUAAAAAAAUGGAAAGCAUGCAUUUGAAAUCUGCCAGAUUAAAGUGCAAGUUAAUUUCUUCGGCAUUACAGAGACACAAAUACAUCAUUUAUAGUAACACUGUUAUUUAAACAUUUUGUGUGUUUUUUCCAUGGACAAAGGAGUCCAUUUUCCUAAAGUGGCAUUGGAAAUGCCAGAGGAAUGUAACAGCCAUUCCCAGGAUUUGAAGAGGUGGAACCAGGGAGGAAAAGAUACAAAGAGAUUCUGAGUGAUAUCAUGAUCUGGAAUGUAUCAAUCGUUUUCUUCUAUUGCAUCAUUCCUUUAUUUCAGAACCUUCUUCUUGUAGAUAUAUGUUGCACCCAUUCCAAGAUUUGAAAGAUUGAAUUUUGUAUUCUUGCUUUCCUGUUUUUGUUGUUGUUUUUAGUAAUUCUAUCAAGGAGCCCUUUCUCUGGCAGCAUUGACAAUGCAGGUGAAGGUUUCAGAAGUGUCGCAGCGAAGCUUUGCAGUUUCAUGCUUUUUUUUUUUCUUCAAACGAAAACGCCAGAGGAGACCAAAGACCAGCUGUUAAUAUACAAUCCAUCUUAGCAUCUCUAUCCUUUUUUUCUCUCUUGUUUCGCGUUUUCUCUCGCUCUCGUCGUCUUAUUUUUACUCUGCUGCAUCAAAGGGCUAUAAGAACCUUCACGUAACCAAAACCCUCUCACUUCUGACACUGUAUAUAACUGAUACAUCUAACUCGCCAGCUAUAAGUGUAAAACACAUUAAUCCUUGUAAAUAAAGUAAUUUAUGGCAGAACAGGAAGUAUGUAGCUUCAGCUGCUUUUGAUGUUGUUAGUAGUUUUGUGCAGCCUGCCUCUUAUGCUAUGUUCGUCUGAUGUGUUAAAAUCACACUCACGGUUGUUACCUCAAAGCUGUCAACAGCUCGACAUGUCAAAGCAGGCACGCAAAUACGUAUCAACUGACAAACAAAGUCAACGAUUAUUUGCAUGUCUUCCUGCGCUUGUAGUUUCUCAAGUUUCCUGUGGAGAAAUCAUGGUGGUUAUAUAUAGAGUUCUGCAGAAAGCUGUAGUCAGUGUUUAUGGACAGUAACUGCCCACCGCAUACAGCCUUUUCUGUACAGCCGUUUCUAUCAUUUCAUUUGACCUGAGUUUGCUGAACUCACACAUAACAUCCUUGUUUUCAGUUUUAAGAACAUUUGGGCAACAGUGUCUUUCACUUUAGAACAUUUUGGCUCUUUAAGUUGGUGCUUUUUGUUGUUUUAAAGAGUGUUCUGGUUUGAUAUCUGCGUAAUUGUAAUGAACUUGGGAGGAUUUGCUGGUAGCAUGCUGCAAUUGCUUACGCUUGUCACCUCUCAGAUUGUUCUCUCCUGCAUUUUGUGCACCUCAUGGCUGAUUUGUUACAUGGACCAAUGCGAACUGUUCUUUUCUCAGUGAAUGACUGUUUGUUUUAAGAUGAAGCACUUGAGAAACGCCUUGAAGAUCAGUAAAUGUUCACCACAGCUCUUGGUGUCCCUUUAAUAUGUACCGAUGAUGUCAUGGACGCCCACAAGUCGACACAUUGAAUGUUCUGUUCGGGGGGCAUUUUGGGAGUCACCCCCUCACGUUACCACGUGCUAAGCUCAGUGAACUGAUAUCAGCGUAACCUCCUGAGACCCUGCAUCCUCAUAUGAGGACAUUAUAUUUUAGUGAAUUUCUCUGAG